ACACCACCCUAGCAACGCUUUCCCUUGACAACAUUUUCGCAUUACGUUUCAAAAUUGUCAUAAUUAUUUUUGGCGAUGGUUAGUGGUAAAGAGUUCCGUUCGAGUCUUCGAAAACCCUUACCGGGAGCCCCCAGACACAAAAGUUGCCGAAUCGUUCCCGCGUUUACCAUCCAGGCCCUACAAAAAGGGACCUGUGUCGCGCCGCCCCCUCGCUGCAACGCACUCAAAGAACAGCCCCCGAAACCUACGAAUUUUCGCACGAAUUACAAGAGAGGGGACUUUCCGAUUGCGCUGGAGGCCAAUGGGAAGAGAAUUUCGUGGAAGGCCGACCUUCAAAAACUCGAUUACCACCACUACUUGCCCAUGUUUUUUGACGGUCUUUGCGAAAUAGAAGAUCCGUAUAAGGCUUUCGCCCAACAGGGGAUUCACGACAUGCUCACCUAUGGCGGCCCGAAAAUCUUUCCAUGUAUACCACAGCUCAUUAUUCCUAUAAAAAAUGCACUGAACACUAAAAAUAAACUAGUCAUGUGUUCGACGUUACGAGUUCUUCAACACUUGGUGAAAUCGGGAGAGAUGAUUGGAGAAGCUCUUGUUCCGUAUUACCGCCAGAUAUUACCUGUUCUAAACUCAUUUAAAGAAAAAAAUGUAAACUGUGGCGACGGAAUUGACUACAGUCAAAUGAGAGGCGAAAACUUGGCCGACAUAAUCAACGAGACUUUAGAAACUUUGGAAAAAUUUGGAGGAGAGGACGCUUUCAUCAACAUCAAGUAUCUGAUACCAACGUAUGAGUCGUGUAUGAUGAAUUGAACACUCUGUAGAAGAAAUAAAGUUAUCCUACGUUUCAAA
Zophobas morio is the source of this 846-nucleotide messenger RNA. Its product is annotated as parkin coregulated gene protein-like. NCBI's taxonomy places the organism in Eukaryota, Metazoa, Arthropoda, Insecta, Coleoptera, Tenebrionidae. Gene Ontology annotation, molecular function: Hsp90 protein binding; Hsp70 protein binding. Bases 76 to 807 code for a protein of 243 amino acids. The record is from RefSeq and is a predicted model, not a curated record. The transcript has 4 exons.